AUGGGGUCGGGGGCUGCUUUGGAAGCGAAUUUCGACAGGCUGGAGCAAUGGCUUCCGAAGCUUGCUGACGCGAAAUCGGUGCUGCUUCAGCGGAAGGCGGUGGAGGGCCGUGUGGCGUUCGUCACGACGCGCGAUGUGCGAGCUGGGGAGGUAGUGCUGCAGAUACCAGGAGACGUGGCCGUCACUGCAGCAGACGCUGCCGGCAACGAAGACAUUGGGGAGCUAACAACAGGGCGCAGUCCACUCGUCUGCAUGGCAUUAUGGCUGAUGGCAGAACAAUCCCGUGAUGCUUCUUCAAGCUGGUAUCCGCUGCUGCAAACUUUGCCAGAAUCCACGCUAAGCCCCCUUCUGUGGAGUGAAAACGAGCUGAAGUGGCUGUCUGAGUCUGAGGUCCUGCAGCAAACUAAGUCAAGAGUAGCAGCUCUGAGGCAAGAAUGGGAGGCAUUGAGUGAAGUAAUCAGCAGAAACCCCAAAAGAUUUCCCCCAGACAUCUUUGGAGAGCAGGAAUUUCGAAAGGCAUUCUCUGUUGUCUUGGCUUGCUCGACCUACUUGCCAUCUGCACAAUGCUUUGCCCUGCUUCCAGUUGUGAGUGCUCUGGCACGCACUGGACAUGAGAGUGGCUGCACUGUGGACUACAACGCCGAUUUGGAUGCAGUGGUAGUCACAGCCUCCAAAUCCUACAGGGGUGGUGAGGAAGUCUCCUUGUACUACGACCAACCAAACGGAGAGCGUCUGCUCGCUCUCGGAUCUCUAGAAGAGCAGAACCCAUCCGACUUUUUGAGCAUAGACGUGGAGCUGGUGCCAUCUGACGGACUAUUCAGGGCAAAGAAACAGAUUUUGGAGGGCCUGGGCCUGCAAGCCAAGCAGUCAUUCCCAAUCUACGAGGACAAGAUGCCUGCCCAGCUGUUGUCGUACUUGAGGCUGUCGAGGGUACAAGAUGCAGCACAGCUAGCAAAGGUGAGAUUCGACGAAGAUGCUGCUGUGAGCCAGAUGAAUGAGUACGAAGUUCUGCAGUUGCUUAUGGGCGAAUGUCGUACCCGACUGGCGGCAUACGACACCACUAUUGAGGAAGACGUGAAGGCCCUGCAAAAGAGCGAUAUGGAUCCCAAACAGCGCCUCGCUACUCAACUCAUUCUGGGGGAAAAAAACGUGUGGCAGGGCACCAUGACGGCUGUCAGGAGUCGUUUGGCACCGAUUCGUGGGAUUCCCACAAAGAACGGCUUGUCAGACCCAAAUGAAGACAUUCUUGAAUUGUUCUCCACCAUAGAGAGUCUUCCAAAUAAGCCCAAACAGAUGUUGGACGGAUUUGUGAGCUGGGCCAAAGGCGAACAAGGGUCCAAGAAGUAG
Molecule: messenger RNA, 1347 nt
Organism: Ostreobium quekettii
Lineage: Eukaryota; Viridiplantae; Chlorophyta; Ulvophyceae; Bryopsidales; Ostreobiaceae
Source: the annotation of a GenBank genome assembly